Naegleria lovaniensis is the source of this 417-nucleotide messenger RNA. RefSeq lists its product as uncharacterized. The record is from RefSeq and is a predicted model, not a curated record. NCBI's taxonomy places the organism in Eukaryota, Heterolobosea, Eutetramitea, Acrasida, Naegleriidae. Bases 1 to 417 code for a protein of 138 amino acids. The transcript has a single exon.
AUGACUACUACCACCACAACCGCCAAUGACAAUAUCAACAGCAACACUACCUCGUCCCCGCUAUCCUAUACAUCCCUGAACACUCGAGUGCCAAAUGUCAACAAAAAAUCAAAAACCCUCAUUCAAGGGAUUUCCAAACAACGAUUCCUAGCUCUCAAACCACGCCCUUCACAACAUGCUUCCAUCACCUUUAUACAAAAUCAAUACGAAGAAGGUAUUGGUAUCACAUGUGUCAAUUUCCAACACAAAAACGCAGCCAAACACAUUUCCAAACAUGACAUGAUCAAAGUAUUGCAUCUCUCUCAAAUACAAGCUUGUAAAAUUCUCAAUUGUUCCAUGUCCACUCUGAAACGAAAGUUUUAUCAAAUGAAAACAGAAUUGGGAUGGACAAGUGGCCUCAAUAUUUUCAAGACGUGA